GAACAGACAGACCUACUUGAUUCGAUAGUGUCGUCUGCUGGUUUCAUGAUAUUUGAUUGGGGAAUGUUUUUGACCUUACAUAUUUAAAGUGUCUGUGAAGCAGAAGCACUACUAUUUGAUAUUUUUAUAUAACAACAAUUAAUUGUUAUUUCACAGUAUCUAAAUAUCAAAUAAUCUAUUAAAAUGGCUUCUCGUUCGCUUGUAAACUAUAUGUUAAAGUCGAAAACAAUAAUUCCUCAACUUCAUCGAGGGGCAACGUCUAUGUCUGCUUUCGAAAUUCAACAUAAAACACCAACAAUUAAAAAAGUUAUGCCAAUUCCAAAAGCUCACUAUGGUGGGCGGCACACUGUAACUAUUUUACCUGGAGCUGGAAUCGGUCCAGAAUUAAUGGGUUAUGUAAAAGAGGUGUUUACUUUUGCCGGAGUUCCAGUAGACUUUGAAGACAUCGACAUCGAUCCAAAUGCUGACAAUAAUGAUGAUUUGUAUUAUGCCAUAACGUCUAUUCGUAGAAAUGGAGUGGCUCUCAAAGGAAAUAUAGAAACGAGAAGUAAAGAAGCGAGUGUUCUUUCUCGAAAUGUUGCAUUACGUAAUGAAUUAGAUUUGUAUGUUAACGUACUGCAUUGUGUAUCAUACAAAGGUGUUCGAUCACGACAACAAAAUAUAGAUAUUGUAAUAAUUAGACAAAAUACAGAAGGAGAAUACGCCAUGUUGGAGCAUGAAAGUGCUGAUGGCGUGGUGGAAAGCAUGAAAGUUAUUACUAAAUCAAAUUCAGAGAGAGUCGCUCGUUACGCUUUUGAAUAUGCUAAACGUAAUAAUAGGAAAAAAAUCACCUCCGUUCAUAAAGCUAAUAUAAUGAAACUUUCAGAUGGUUUAUUUUUAGAAACUUCUCGUAGAGUAGCCAAGGACUAUCCAGACAUUCAGUUUAAUGAUAUGAUUAUUGAUAAUACGUGCAUGCAACUUGUGUCUAAUCCUCAUCAGUUUGACGUUGUCUUGACAACAAAUUUAUAUGGAGCUAUAGUCUCAAAUGUAGUUUGCGGUUUGUUGGGUGGAGCAGGGCUUCUAGCGGGAAAGAAUUAUGGAAAUCAUUAUACAAUAUUCGAACCAGGUACUCGUAAUACGGGUAAAAAAAUUGCGGGCAAAAAUGUCGCGAAUCCAAUUGCUAUGUUAAAUGCGGCUGUUGAUAUGUUACGUCAUCUAGGACAUAAAGAACACGCAAUUUUAAUUCAGAAUGCGAUCAACAAAACAGUUAAUGAAGGUGUUCACACAGCAGAUCUUGGCGGAUCUGCUACAAGUAGAGAUGUCAUUGAUAAUAUUAAGAAACACAUUAAAAUUGCUUCAAUAUAGAAAGACUACAAAUAUUAGAAUUUUGCAGAAUUUAAAUAGUAUGCUCUAUGUAUAGUGUUACUUUCAUUAAUUUAACAAAAAAUGUUGAUUACAUUCUUUUCACUAACCAUUGUAAACUUAAUAUUAUUAUUAAUUUAAAGAUAUUUUUAGGCCAAUUAAAUUAUUAUAUUAAAAAACCACAAAAAACAUCCAUCUAAUUAAUCUUUUUAUUAAUUUUUUCGAACUUAUAAAAACCUGUGUCAUUUUUGUAAUAUUUUAAGCAAACAUUGUUUCAAUUUUUCAAGUCAUAUUUUAUUUUGACAGCUUUUAUUAAUCUUUAAAUUAUUAAUCAAAAACUGCUUUCUGACAAAAUUUUUGAGAUAGAAAUUCAUCAAUUGCUGAAUAAAAGAAAUGAUAGAGAAACACUAUUAUUAGCUGACAGGAAAUUAAAUAAAAUGUCUAAUUUAUUUCAAAGAGCUAUAAUUAUGAAAAAGAGUAAAAGUUCUUUAAAACAAACUGUAUAUAUAUAUUAUAAUAUAUUUAUCUUGUUGUUAGUUGAAAAGAUCUUUUUUUUUACCUAAUAUUACAUGAAAAAAACCAUUGUGAUACCUGUAAACAAAGUUGAAUAAACUGUAUAAAUAAAUAAAUAAACAUAAAGUAUACUUACA
Molecule: messenger RNA, 1991 nt
Organism: Leptopilina heterotoma
Lineage: Eukaryota; Metazoa; Arthropoda; Insecta; Hymenoptera; Figitidae
Gene: Idh3g
Product: isocitrate dehydrogenase [NAD] subunit gamma, mitochondrial
Exons: 2
Coding region: 184-1344 (386 amino acids)
Biological process (GO): isocitrate metabolic process; tricarboxylic acid cycle
Cellular component (GO): mitochondrion
Source: RefSeq, a predicted model, not a curated record